UGAUGAAACAAAUAAAUGAAAUUAAUCUGAUAUAAAAGUUGACAAAUUGUGUAUACACGCUAUAGAUACACGACGAGAAAGGAACAGCUGCGAGUCGCGGUUUCUUUCGAUUUCUCUCGUUUCCCGAAGUUCACAUCCUGAAUAAUUAUAUAGAUGAAUUGAUUGUACACUAAAUAGCAUCUGAUAACCGUUUUCAAAAUGCACUGGCAAUUUGGCGGAAACCUGGAACCCGUACAAAUGAUUUGUGAAGUCGACUGGAAGGAAUGCCCUAAAGCAAUCGCAAAUUACAUUUGGGACGAGAUCGUAACCGAUGUCCUCGACUGCUUGAACAACGAAAGCAUAAUCUGGCGGGUACAGAGAAUUAUUAUUAUUGAAUUGAAACGAAUUAGAGCGACUUAGAGGUUUAUGAACAUAGCGAUCAGGUAAGUU
This is a messenger RNA of Osmia bicornis bicornis, 429 nucleotides long. RefSeq lists its product as uncharacterized. NCBI's taxonomy places the organism in Eukaryota, Metazoa, Arthropoda, Insecta, Hymenoptera, Megachilidae. Bases 199 to 399 code for a protein of 66 amino acids. The record is from RefSeq and is a predicted model, not a curated record. The transcript is spliced from 2 exons.